AUGGUAAGAUUUCUUUUUUUAUUGAUCCAGUCUUUAAUUACAUUUGACGUGUGUUUUGGAUCAUUAUUACAUAUAGAAAUAAAUGAAUCAAUACCCAUUUCAUUAGCUGACUGUCUCAAAUUUUUUGCUUAA
Messenger RNA from Hepatospora eriocheir, 132 nucleotides. The record is from the annotation of a GenBank genome assembly. NCBI's taxonomy places the organism in Eukaryota, Fungi, Microsporidia, Hepatosporidae.